This is a messenger RNA of Trachemys scripta elegans, 2870 nucleotides long. RefSeq names its product vesicle-associated membrane protein 2-like. Gene Ontology annotation, biological process: vesicle-mediated transport; vesicle fusion; SNARE complex assembly. The record is from RefSeq and is a predicted model, not a curated record. Gene Ontology annotation, cellular component: SNARE complex; plasma membrane. The transcript has 5 exons. Lineage: Eukaryota; Metazoa; Chordata; Testudines; Emydidae. The coding region runs from base 127 to 480 and encodes 117 amino acids. Gene Ontology annotation, molecular function: SNAP receptor activity; syntaxin-1 binding.
CAGUGCCUACAAUACUAAGAGACUGGUUGCAUCAGAAGCAGAGCUGGAAAGCCAUCUUUGCUAGCUGCUGAGAGUGAGAGAAACAGCAGAACCUUAGGAGAUCCGCAGACUGUCUGACAGAAAACAAUGUCAGUCCCAGCUCCCACCCAAGGUGCCGGAGGUUCCACAAUUCCUGGGGCAGGAGGGCCUCCUCCCCCACCCAAUGUGACCAGUAACAGAAGAUUGCAGCAGACACAAGCUCAGGUCGAUGAGGUGGUGGACAUCAUGCGUGUGAACGUAGACAAGGUUCUAGAAAGAGACCAAAAGCUUUCAGAGCUUGACAACCGGGCAGAUGCAUUACAAGCUGGUGCCUCACAGUUUGAAACUAGUGCAGCCAAAUUGAAGAGAAAAUACUGGUGGAAAAACUGCAAGAUGAUGAUCAUCCUUGGUGUAGUAUGUGCAGUCAUUCUUAUUGUAAUUAUAAUUUAUUUCUGCACUUGAAAAAACAACGAGGGGAAGGCUUGGCAUGGCUUGGUUCAUCUUUUCUGAUGUUCUCUUAUUGAACUCUGCUUUUUAAUUCCUGGUGUCUUGGGGAGUUUUGCCUGUAAUAAUCCGUAAGCAUUCAGUGUAGUGUGUUUGGUAUUAUGCUGUUUCCACAUGAAACUGUACCAGCUAAAUACUGCCAAGUAAUUCCAUGCGUUGUCUUAUCAUUGAGUCUUAAAAUGCAUCCGCAAUGACCUUCAGAAACUGUAAUAUAUGAAAAGCAUCCUAAACUUUUCAGAAUAAUAAGAGAACAGUUAUGGGGAAAGUCCUUACUUUAAAAGGACACUGUCAUGUAGUUUAGCCCCCAAAUUAAGAUUUUUAUUAAAUAGUAGGACCAAAAUCUUCAAACCUGGGGGCCUAAAUUACACUUCAAAAUCCAUAUCUAAACAUACAAAUAAAUGUGGCCCGAUUCAUCUAGAGCACCUGCUGAUUCUGUUUUAGCAAUGGGAGCUGCAGAUGUUUAACGAAUUUGAAUAUCAAAUUACUUGUAUUUAGGUGUCUAAAUAUGGACUCUGGAGCCUAAUUUUAGGCAUCCAGGUUUGAAACUAUUUGGUCUAGGUUCUGUACAACAAUAGGAAUGCUUUCAUGGAUUUAAACUUUCCAUUGGGUUGUUUCCUAUACAAACACUGUGGCAGCAUUGCUAGUGUAUGAGAACCGGAAGGAGAACCGAUGAGAAGCAAGAAUGAUACUGACAAGAAAACAAAUAUCAUAAAUAACCAAAAAAACCUUAGAUCAUUAAUAAGCCAAGAUGGCGGCCCUCAGAUUUAUGCUUAAUUUGAUGGCACUUGAACCCCAGUUCUGCAAACACUUAUGCCCAUGUUUAACUUUAAGCACAUGAGAAUCUUACUGAAGUCAGGGGGCUCUGCACAGUUGCAGGGAUAUGCCCAUAUGCAUCAAUUUUCAGGAUUGGGGGCCUUUUUCCAUGGAAUCUCACCAAAUGAACCAUUUGAAAAUCCAUCAGUGGGAGAUUGUGGGUGAGAAUUGUGGCGGGGAGGACCCAUUAAAGGACAGUUCUUUUAUAAAGUGGUCCAUGGAAUGAAAAUGUCACAGAACUGCUGAUCUGAGGCAUUGUUAGUAGUAACACAAGUAAGCAAUCUAUAUGUGUCUUAAACUGACAGCAUCCCCUUUUUAAAGGGGCUCUGUUGAGAUAUUUUUUAUACUUUUUUAAAACUCACUGUUUAUAUUCUGUUUACAAUGGCCCUUGUUGAUUAUGGAAGUUUGAAACUGAAAUAGAUUUUCAUUUCAAAUUUUUUUCCCAUUGUCCACAGACACACACACUGGCCUGUUGUUAUAGGGUUGCUCACAAGUGGUGAGCUUCUGGCUUUGCAUUAGGAUUUUUUAAGCACUGAAUAAUUUGUUUAGAGGAGGGAGGGAAUACUAUCCAGAGAGAAUAUUAGUUUUUGUUUUCAAACAAAUGUAACAAAUACAAAUAAAGACGUGUCAAAUUUGGGGCCUAAUGAUCCUGACAGGGUCCAUGUAGAGUGUUAACUGAUAAGUUUUCCGCAGGAUUUUGAAAGGGUAAUUGUUGGAAUAAAUACCCGAAGAAGUAUUUGUUUUUUUGUUUUUAUCUUUGGCUGCCAUAGCCAAAAUUUGUAAACGUAUUGAUACGCCUGUAAAUAUUCUCAUUGUAAACCACCAUUAAAUAUGGUGUUAGAGAAAACCCAAAACAGAUAGUUAAGCCAAUCAGUAUAUAUACACUAAUGUGACAUUGUAAUGGACAUAUAUACAAAUUGUACUUAAGCAGAAUUCUGAAGAGAAAAUAAUGGCUAGUUGAAAGGCUCUAGUUACUUUAUUGGUUGCUGUCUAUUUAUUGCUUUAUUUUUACAUGUUCCAUAUGACAUAGAGAAAUAGCAGAUGCCCACAGCCUUAAUGAAAUGGAAAUGUCAUUUUGAAAGCUACUGAUGUAUUACUGGGCUUAAUGAUAUGUCCUGCUUACUUCAAUCUUGUGAGGGAAUAAAUGCACAAACUCCAAAAGCUCAUUGACUAGGGAUAGAACGUUUGUUUACUCUAAAGUAAUUAAGGACCUGAUCUUGUGAGGUGCUGAGUGCCAUUCCCAUUGACUUGGCAGUCUGCAGGAUAGGGGACUGCAGUCCAUCUUGGAAACUUUUUUUUAACCAGAAAAACAAUUGUCUGGCUCUUGUAAAAAAUAACUGCCACUCUAACAUUUAGUAGUACAUUACUCCCUAUGUAAACUGAUUUAUUUCCAUGAGACUGCUAAAAGCUUGUAUAGAGGAGGGAAAUUUGCACUAGUGUAAUUAUGUCUAUGUAGCUAUACCAGUGAAAACCCUAAUGCAGCCAGGGCCAGCUCCAGGCACCAGCUUGUCAAGCAGGUGCUUGGGGCGGCCACU